Molecule: messenger RNA, 1704 nt
Organism: Limanda limanda (common dab)
Lineage: Eukaryota; Metazoa; Chordata; Actinopteri; Pleuronectiformes; Pleuronectidae
Gene: mpp2b
Product: MAGUK p55 scaffold protein 2b
Exons: 12
Coding region: 1-1704 (567 amino acids)
Cellular component (GO): cell-cell junction; plasma membrane
Molecular function (GO): protein binding
Source: RefSeq, a predicted model, not a curated record
AUGGCUGGCAGCCUGUUUGGAAGGCUCUCCCUGGAGGAAGGGGACUCGGCCAACUCCCUGGAGGGCCUGGGAAUCAAGCUGGAUGGAGAAGCCAUGCAUCAGGCCCUGGACACACUGAGUGACAGCACAAGCUCUACAACCGCCAACGACCUGGACCUCAUCUUCCUCAAAGGCAUUAUGGAGAGCCCUGUGGCCCAUGAGCGAUUCGAGGAGCCAAAGCUGGAGGCUGUGAGGGACAACAACAUGGAGCUGGUCCAGGACAUCCUCAAGGAUCUCGGGCCGCUCGCACAGAGGAGCCAGGCAGCCGACGAGCUGGCCGACAUCCUGAAGGAACCCCACUUCCGGUCGCUCCUGGAGACCCACGAUUCUGUGGCCUCCAAGAACUAUGAGACCCCUCCUCCCAGCCCCUGCUCCUUCAUGGACUCAGCCCUCAACAACCAGCCGGUGCCUCCAGACGCAGUUAGGAUGGUGGGGAUCCGAAAGGUGUCCGGUGAACACCUGGGAGUGACAUUUCGAGUAGAGAGCGGCGAGCUGGUGAUUGCCAGGAUCCUCCACGGGGGCAUGAUCGACCAGCAAGGUCUGCUGCACGUGGGUGACAUCAUCAAGGAGGUGAACGGCAAAGAGGUGGGCAACGACCACAAAGCGCUCCAGGAGAUGCUGAAGGAGGCCAGCGGCAGCGUGGUGCUGAAGAUCCUGCCCAGCUACCAGGAGCCACACACACCAAGACAGGCCUUCGUCAAGUGUCACUUUGACUACGACCCCUCUCACGAUAACCUGAUUCCCUGUAAGGAGGCGGGGCUCGGCUUCAACAGCGGAGACAUUCUGCAGAUCUUUAACCAGGAGGACCUCAACUGGUGGCAGGCCUGUCACAUAGAGGGAGGCAGCGCGGGCCUCAUUCCCAGUCAGCUCCUUGAGGAGAAGAGGAAAGCUUUUGUGAAGAGAGAUCUGGAGCUCACUACCACAGGUCCUCUGUGUGCCGGGAUGGGCGGCAAGAAGAAAAAAAAGAUGAUGUAUUUGACCACCAAGAAUGCAGAAUUUGAUCGGCAUGAGUUGCGGAUCUACGAAGAGGUCGCCAAGGUCCCGCCUUUCAGGAGGAAGACGCUUGUUCUGAUUGGUGCCCAGGGGGUCGGCCGUCGCAGUCUGAAGAACAAGCUGCUGGUGUCGGAUCCCCAGCGGUACGGCACCACCAUACCCUUCACUUCCAGAAAACCAAAGGUGGACGAGAGGGACGGCCAGAUGUACUCCUUCAUGACCCGCAGUGAAAUGGAGUGUGACAUUAAAAACGGCCGUUUCUUGGAGCACGGUGAGUACGACGGGAACCUGUAUGGCACGAAGAUCAACUCCAUCCACGAGGUGAUAGACACAGGAAAGAUCUGCAUCCUGGACGUCAACCCGCAGGCCAUCAAAGUCCUGCGGACGUCAGAGUUCCUGCCUUAUGUUGUUUUCAUUGAAGCCCCAGACUUUGAGGUUCUUAAAGCCAUGAAUCGUACUGCAAAAGAGUCAGGAGUCAUCACAAAACAGUUAACGGACUCUGAACUAAAGAGGACAGUGGACGAGAGCGAGCGCAUCAAAAGAGCCUACGAACAUUACUUUGACAUCUGCAUCAUAAACGAUGGCCUGGAGGCGGCUUUCCGAAGUCUACGGCUGGCGCUGGACAAACUGGCAUCGGAGCAGCAGUGGGUGCCCGUCAGCUGGGUCUUCUGA